CCCCACCCCCUCUUCAUGUUCCUCCCUCGAGCCACCACCUCGCUCCACUCCCUGCUGCGAUGCCAGUUCCGCCCGCUCCCCUCGCCUAAAACCCUAGCCAUUACCCUCGCCCCGCCGCCCCUGCUCCUCCGCCCACGCCUCUGCUCGUCCUCAUCCUCCUCCCGCCGCGCCUCCCCUGCCGCCGUCAAAUCCGGCGAGAAGAGGCCGCCCGCGAGGCUGAAGAGGGCGGCGGCGGUGACGCCACUAGCAGCGGGAGGAGCAGACAUGUCGUCCUCGGGAGGCGCCGGGGGGAAGCGCUCCGUGGCGGAUGUGCUCAUGGGGAACGCGCGGGACGCCGCCAGGAAGGCCAAGAAGGGGGCCCCGGCCGCCUCCGGGGUCCCGUCUCCCAAGAAGCCCAGGACGAAGACGGCCGCCGAGGCCGACGGCGCGACGGCCGAGCCGGCGGUGGACGAGAAACCGCCUUCGCCGGCCAAGUCGCCCGUUAAGUCGAAGCGCCCAUCGUCGCCACCCAAGUCCAAGUCGAAGGCCGACGACGCUCCUGAGGCCAAGAAGAGGUCCCCGUCGCCCACGACGUCCAAAACGCUAGCCGCGGCCGCGAAAUUGGAGGCCGCGGAGAAGCCCCUCUCGCCGAAGAGGGCCAAAACCCUAGCGGCCAAAUCUGACGCUAAGCCCUCUGACCAAGCCCUUGUCUCUCAAUCUAAAGACCAGGCGUCUCAACCCGAGGAUAAGAAGACCAAAAUCUCAAAUGCCACCAAGUCAGAGGAGGUGAAUACCACUCUCGAGCUCAAGAAGAAAGGCAGUGAGUUUGAUCCCAUGGCUGCUGCCUACUGGAAGCCCGGCGAGCCUGUGCCAUUCCUCUUCUUGGCUCGGGCACUCGACCUCAUCUCCAACGAGUCUGGCCGGAUUGUCAUUACAGAGAUCCUGUCAAACGUGUUCCGUACGAUUAUUGCCACAACUCCAGAGGAUCUCCUUGCGACAGUAUACCUCUCCGCUAACCGGAUUGCGCCACCUCACGAAGGGAUUGAGCUUGGUAUUGGGGAUGCAUCAAUCAUCCGUGCACUUUCCGAGGCAUACGGCCGCAAAGAGGAGCAUGUCAAAAAGAACCUCAAGGAAUUGGGUGAUUUGGGGCUUGUGGCGAAAGCAAGCAGGUCGUCACAGAAGAUGAUGUACAAGCCAAAACCACUGACGAUAUCACGUGUGCUUGAUACCUUUCGGACAAUCGCAAAGGAAUCUGGCAAAGACAGUCAAGAUAAGAAAAGAAGUCAUAUCAAAGGACUUCUUGUUGCUGCAACAGACUGUGAACCUCAAUACAUUAUACGACUUCUUCAGUCGAAGAUGCGUAUUGGGUUGGCAGAGAAAACUGUCCAAAUGGCUCUUGGGCAAGCUGCUGUAUAUUCUGAAAAAGGGUCCCCGCCAAAAAAAGUCCAAUCACCUUUUGAAGAGGCUGCAAAAAUAAUUAAAGAAGCAUAUUCGGUUCUUCCAGUCUAUGAUAAAAUUGUCCCGACUCUUCUUGAUGCUGGUGUUUGGAAACUUCCAGAAACAUGCAAUUUCUCCAUAGGUGUCCCUGUUGGUCCUAUGUUGGCAAAAGCAACAAAAUCUGUAUCAGAGAUUAUUGACAAGUUUCAAGGUCGUGAGUACACUUGUGAGUACAAGUAUGAUGGUGAACGGGCCCAGAUUCAUUGCAUGGAGGAUGGAACAGUAGAAAUUUAUAGUCGGAACGCUGAAAGGAAUACUGGGAAGUACCCUGAUGUUGUUGAUGCAAUUUCUAGAAUCCGAAAGCCUACAGUUAAGUCAUUUGUCCUAGAUUGUGAAAUUGUUGCUUAUGACCGCGAAAAGAAGAGAAUUUUACCCUUUCAGAUACUCAGCACAAGGGCCCGCAAGGGUGUUACUAUAAAUGACAUCAAAGUAUCAGUCUGUACUUUUGGCUUUGAUAUUCUUUACAUCAAUGGGAAACCUCUUCUCCAGGAACAACUUAAAGUUCGACGAGAGCAUCUUUACAACUCUUUCGAGGAAGUGCCAGGUGUUUUUCAACUGGCAACUGCAAUUACAUCAAAUGACCUCGAGGAGAUACAGAAAUUUCUUGACUUAUCUGUCAACUCCAGUUGUGAAGGGUUGAUUAUCAAGACAUUGGAUACAGAUGCUACAUAUGAGCCAGCGAAGCGGUCAAACAAUUGGUUGAAAUUGAAGAAAGAUUACAUGGACAGUGUUGGAGACUCUUUAGACUUAGUGCCAAUUGCUGCUUUUCAUGGAAGAGGAAAACGAACUGGUGUAUAUGGAUCGUUCCUCUUGGCAUGCUAUGAUGAGCAUAAUGAAGAAUACCAAACAAUCUGCAAUAUAGGUACUGGAUUUUCUGAGCAACAACUUGAAGAACGUUCUACGAGCCUUCGAAGUAAAGUAAUAAAGAACCCAAAGGCAUAUUAUAGGUUCGCUGACACAACUGACCCAGAUGUGUGGUUUGAGCCGUCAGAGGUGUGGGAGGUCAAAGCUGCUGAUUUGAGCAUAAGUCCAGUUCAUCGUGCUGCUAAUGGGAUAGUUGAUCCAAAUAAGGGCAUCUCUCUAAGAUUUCCUCGUUUGUUGCGGGUCCGUGAUGAUAAAAACCCAGAACAUGCAACCACAGCUGAGCAAGUUGCUGACAUGUAUCGUGCUCAAAAAAUAAACCACUCGCACAACCAAGAAGAUGAGGAUGAUGACUGAGACUGACCCCAUUUUUAUGUGCAUUUUAUGCACGACUUAUUGAGCAGGACAUAGUCAAGAAUGCAUGUCCUGUGAUUUGCUUCGUCGUUGUUCAAACCGACUUCGACAUCUUGAGAUCUGUUCGUUUCUUGUAAUGCUGUGCAACCUGUUUUUGUUUGUUUUCUUGUUUUCGUGAUGAAACUGUAACACGUGCUAUUCAGGUGGUGUGAAUGGUAGGAAAAUUGAAUAGUUGCGAAGUGCACUGACACAAUAGCUGUGGAUCUUACGUUUCAAAACCCGAUCUUCCAGCUUAAUUUAAUUAGAGUUAAGUAGUUGUGCACAGACCUCUUGGUGAGUGGUAACGUAGCGGGUGUUUUUCUA
This is a messenger RNA of Triticum dicoccoides, 3054 nucleotides long. RefSeq names its product DNA ligase 1-like. Lineage: Eukaryota; Viridiplantae; Streptophyta; Magnoliopsida; Poales; Poaceae. The transcript has 18 exons. Gene Ontology annotation, cellular component: nucleus; mitochondrion. Gene Ontology annotation, biological process: DNA recombination; DNA repair; lagging strand elongation. Gene Ontology annotation, molecular function: ATP binding; DNA ligase (ATP) activity; DNA binding. The record is from RefSeq and is a predicted model, not a curated record. Bases 16 to 2694 code for a protein of 892 amino acids.